Molecule: messenger RNA, 4048 nt
Organism: Callorhinchus milii (elephant shark)
Lineage: Eukaryota; Metazoa; Chordata; Chondrichthyes; Chimaeriformes; Callorhinchidae
Gene: aopep
Product: aminopeptidase O (putative)
Exons: 16
Coding region: 151-2625 (824 amino acids)
Cellular component (GO): nucleolus
Molecular function (GO): zinc ion binding; metalloaminopeptidase activity
Source: RefSeq, a predicted model, not a curated record
AAUAAUAGCUGCUGCCUGCACACAAAUAGAAGAUCCAGCAUUGGGUUUCAAAAUCCUUUUUAAACGUGAUAAAAGUUGGGGAAUACGACAGUGACACUGUUUACCUAUAAACGCGCUUGGAGCCAAUUGCUUACAUACUCUUAAGACACAAUGUCAACUCUAGACCCCAAUAAAGACGACCUUCCUCUCAUGGCCAACACCAAUUACAUGUUAGUCAGGCACUAUGUGUUAGACGUUGCACUGAACUUCGACAAGAAGGUCUUCAGUGGGACCGCAGUCCUUUUCUUGGAGGCCAGGAGACUGCGUGAGAAGGUACCUGACGCAUCAGAAGUAGGUCGGUGCUGUGAGUCGCGGAGAAUAGUUGAAGCUGAGCCACCUGGAUCUCUGUGCGAUGCUGCCUCAAGUGCUGCUGCUGCUGCUUGUGCAUCUGCAGAUAAGACGAGCAAUUUGCCUACCCAUAGCGCUGGAAGAGUUACUGAUAUUAAUAGCUGUCACCAUGGCAACGAUGAGUGGGCUAGUGGGAUUUCUGGAACGAGGGAGCGCUGCAGCGAUGGGGAGGAUUUUGUGUUGGUGCUGGAUUGUUGCGAUCUCGUGGUGAGAAAGGUGGAAGAAGUGGAUGUCACAGCUGUGGCAGGUACCGAGAAACUGAUUGCCGAGGCAAGAGACGGCAGCUAUUGUCCGAGACGUCAAGGUGAUCCCAGAAAUGACAUUGUGCACAAAAUUAUAAGUUUAGCAGCAGAACGCUGGCGAGAGCAGCAUCACUACUAUCUCCAGGGCAGCCAUGCACCCGGCUGCGGAGAACUCCAGUUCCACACAGACAUGUGGUGCCUGAAAAUCAGGAAACCGGGAAUACAAACUCCUGAAGAUUUCCCUCACGCAUUGAAAAUCUGGUAUGAAACCAAGGCAGACGGUGCUUCAGUGAGAUGGACCCAGGACCAAAGUUACAGGCCAUGUGUGUAUACAGUAGGAUCGCCUAUAAACAACAGAGCUCUCUUUCCUUGCCAGGAGCCACCAGUAGCUAUGGCAACCUGGCAGGCCUCAGUUUGGGCCCCGAAAGAUUCUGUGGUUUUAAUGAGCGGUGAAAAUUGUGCUGAACCCCAUCACGGUGAAGGUCUCUCGAAAUGGUUUUAUUAUGUGACCAUGCCUAUGCCAGCGUCUACAUUCACAAUUGCUGUAGGAUAUUGGGUGGAAGCUAAUUCCAGCUUUAGUUCCCAGGUUUUCAAUCCAUUACCCGCCUCAUCAGCCUGUGAGAAUGACAAUUGCAGUGUGUCCCAGCUAGUUUGUGGCCAUACAGCUUAUCCUUGCCGUUUCCAAAGCAUUGUUGCUCAAGGCCAGGAUAUUAUUCCUCAUCGCGUGUUCACUCCACGCUGUCUGAAACUAAAGUGUGAAGAAGUUCUGUUUCCACUGGUGGCACGGUGCUUGUCAGCAGCUCAUCGUGUUCUGGGCACACACCCGUUCUCCAGGCUUGAUGUGCUGAUCGUCCCUGCCAGCUUUUCUAGUCUGGGAAUGGCAAGCCCACACAUCAUCUUCCUGUCACAGUCUGUGUUGUCUGGAAAGGACCAUCUGUGCGGGGUGCGACUGUGCCACGAAGUGGCUCACGCCUGGUUUGGGCUUGCAAUUGGUGCUCGAGACUGGACGGAGGAGUGGAUAAGUGAAGGCUUCGCCACCUACUUGGAAGACGUGCUUUGGGCAGAUGCACAAAAGCUUCCAGAAGAUGAAGCUGAUGAGCAACAGCAGCUGAAAUCCUUGUUGAGAUGGCGACGGCUCAGAGAUGAAGUUCAGAAUUCUGAAGAAGAGUUGCAAGUGCUGAGGCCUAACAAAGAGAACACGGGUCAAGUGAGUGACUCUGGUGCAACAGUUGUUAAGCACGGUUUAAAUCCUGGAAAAAUCUUCAUGCAGGUCCAUUAUCUAAAGGGUUACUUUGUUCUUCAGCACCUAGAGAGCAGAAUUGGACAAAAAGCAUUUCUGAAGUUUUUCAGAUUGUUUGUGAAGAGCUUUCAUGGACAACUCAUUCUUUCUCAGGAUUUUCUGCACAUGCUCAUGGAGAAUUUUCCACAUCUAAAAACUCAGGGACUAUCUUCAGAUGCUGUUUAUCGAGACUGGCUGGAUGUUGCAGGGCUUCCGAAGGUCCCGGGGCCCGGGGCUGCGCGGUGUGGGGGCGGAAGGCUGUCGGGGGAGGCGCGGGGGGAGGUCACAAAAUGGGUGCAGAUCAAUCAAAGGGAUACAAAAGGCGGCAGGAAAAGAAAACGGAAACCUGAGGAUGAAGUGGCUUUCAGAGAGCUUUUGCCGGACCAGCUGGUUUUACUCUUGGAAUUGCUGUUGGAAGUGGAGUCAUUGUCUUUCCGAACUCUGAAGCGGCUACAGAAGCACUAUUGCCUCAGGGAGCAGGAUGCGGAGGUGUGCCAUCGCUGGUGUGAGCUGGUUGUUAAACAUAAAAACAGUGCAGCCUAUGGAGACGUGGAACAUUUUCUGCAGCACCAUCAGGCAAUGGGUGUCUAUUUGUAUGGGGAGCUGAUGGUUGGUGAGGAUGCCAGGCAGCAGAAGCUGGCUCGAAAGUGCUUUGCCAUGCUUCAAGAGGAGAUGGACCAGUCAUCGCAGAAAGUGGUAGCUGAAAUGAUAUUCUAGAGAAGCGAAGGACUGAAGAGUGCAGAGACUGUGGAUAAAUGCACUGAGGAGCAUGCUGGUGGGACUCAACUGUACAGAUCAAGGGGAUCCCUGCUUUGAUCCCUGGACUGAACUGUGUUAUCAUCAUCAGGAGAGUUGUGGGGAACUACAAUUGAACUCAGUCUCCCCAAGCUGUUGAUGGGGAAUGGACAAAACAAACCAACUGCUAUCCAGUGACCUCUGACAAAAAGUAUGCGAAAUAUCUAGAACUGGUGAUGCACUGGAUUAGCACCGUCCUUUCAUCUCUAGGGCCUGGGUUUGAAUCCAGACUGUACUGAAUCCACAACACAGUCCCUUUCUCUACCAGCUGUAAAAGCCCAACAAGAAGUUAAGUUUAGAGUCUGCCUGCUCUGGGCACAGAUCCAUAUCAAAAAGUGGUGCUAAAUAAGCAACCUCACUUGAGAGGCAUAAAUAUAUCCGGUGAAGAAAUUGCUACAUUGUUUAAUAUAUUUUUAACGUUGGGUGUUAAGGCAUAUCGUUGGGGGAAAAACAGAGUUUUACUGUGUGACACCUAAUCUUAAUGCUGACGCUAAGUGCCCAGAAUGCAAAAGAGUUCCCAAGGACACAGUCCUCAGUAUUGAUGAGCACAGAAGAUGAGGUAUAAACAAAAUUCUGGUUAACAUUUACAAAUGUCAACUGAAGGUUAAGGUACCUGAUUUGCUCUCAUUUGCACCUUGACCAGCCCUAUUAACAACAGCAUCUUUAUAUAGCAGGGUAGCAUCCCAGAGCGCUUACUUAAAUUACCAGAAAGUAAAGCAAUCUGGUGCGCAUUAGAUUUGGAGAAUCCAGGGAAGCCAAGUAAAACCAGUGAUCAAAAUAGGUGAUGAUAUUUUACAGUCAAUAUUUAUCUCAUGAUAGAUAGUAUUUUUGACUAGGAAAUUGAACAAGAUUAGUGCAGGUGAGUACUUUCAAAGUGCUGGCAUAUGCACAUUUAUCUUAAAAGUGGUUUGUGGCUGGCCAUCCUGUUACUUGGGCAAAGGAGUACAUUAUCAUUUAUACUUAUAAACAUAUCUUACACACACACACUCGCACAGAGUCGACGGCUCCCACCCCCCAUAUAAAACCAUAUAUCAUGUGAACAUCUUACACACAUACCAAGUUCACCAAAUGUAACCUAAUUGCAUCUUUAAGUUUAUAAAAAGGUGCAUAUAGAUAGUACGUUGAAUGUUGCUGUAGAUUCCAGCAUGUUCUGUUUAGUUAAGAGUUUACAGAAUUUUCCAGAUCUCCAAAAAUAGAUUCCUCAUUGUUGAUUGUGUCUGUUUGUGUAUAUGUAACCUCAAUAUCUGUAAAUGUUCAUAUGAGUGUAUUCUGAACUCUUAAAAAGAAUACCAGAUCAGGAUUAAUAUUUAAUUUACUGGAUAUUUUUAAUAUAAAAUACUUCAAA